AUGGUAAAAGAUGAUUUGGUUAUUGGAUGGUUUAAUAAUGACAAGGAUACAGUGUUCAAAAAAAUUAUCAUUUAUAAAAAUAAUCUUAACAUACAAGUGUUUGUAAGCAAAGUCAUAGUGAAUGUUGAAGGAAUAAUGCAAACUGCUACAGACUUUGAAGAUAUUGAAAAAAUUAUAGCUAUAGUAAAUAAUUUACAAGCUUGCAGUGGCACUGGUCUUGAUAAAAGCCCACAAUCAGUUGCAUGCUAUGGUUAUGUUGAUGCAAAGAAACCAGGCACAUCAUUUACAGAUUCUCGUUGCACUGUAUGCUCUAAAGAAAGAAAAAAUAUGAUAGAUCUUCAGAGAAUAUAUACUUUAAGACAGAGAGAAAUAAAAAAAAAAUUAAAGAAACAGAAAAGCAUAGGUAGAGUCAAAAACAUUACUCGAAAGAAUAGCAGACUUAAUAAUAAAGUGUUUAAGUUAAAAGAAAAGGUAGGUUUGUUAAAACAGAAGUGUGCUACUGCAUCUGCUGCAGUAAUUGAAAAUGAAUUAACCAGGUUGCCUGAAAGUCAGCAAGAAGCAGUACGUGCUUGUUUUGCUGCUGCUAAAUUAAAAGAUCCUAAAGGAAAUCGUUAUUCUAUUAACUGGAUUUAUGAAUGCCUUUUGGUUAAAAUAAAAAGUAGAAAAGUUUAUGAACAUCUUCGUACAAAAAAAAUAUUAGCUUUACCCUGUAUAGAUACUUUAGGGAAAUAUAUAUCCAAAAUGUCUGGUCAGUAUGGUUUUCAACAAGCCAUUUUUGAUCUUUUAGCAAAAAAAGCAAAUUGUAUGGCUCCUGAAGAUAAACGAGGAAUUCUAUUAUUAGAUGAAAUGAAAUUAAGUGAAUCAGUUUCAUUUAAUAAAAAAACUCUAAAGGUUAAUGGUUUGGUUAACUUGGGCAAUUAUACUCCCGAACAUCAGAUAAAUAGUAAAGGUGAUCAUGCCUUGGUUUUAAUGUACCAACCAUUUCGAGGAAAGUGGGUCCAGGCCUUAGCAGUUUUUUUGAGCAAAGGUUGUGCUUCAAGUACAGUGUUACAUAAGAUUGUUAUGGAAUGUGUUAUUCUUUUGGAGAGAUCUGGUUUCCAUGUAGACGGCAUUGCAACUGAUGGCGCUACUUGGAAUCGUAGUAUGUGGACAAAGUUUGGAAUUUCGUCUGAAAAUGUUAGUUGUGAACAUAUUCAUGAUUCAUCAAGAAGUCUAUGGUUUUUGUCAGAUUUUCCCCACCUCAUUAAGAAUUUCAGAAAUUGCAUAGUGAAACAAAGUGAAUUUUGGGUAAUAUAA
Molecule: messenger RNA, 1296 nt
Organism: Macrosiphum euphorbiae (potato aphid)
Lineage: Eukaryota; Metazoa; Arthropoda; Insecta; Hemiptera; Aphididae
Source: the annotation of a GenBank genome assembly